AUGGUUCGCUCCAGUCCCUUUGGCGGCUGCGACGGCUUGAACCAGCGGGACACGGCCGCCACAGCGACUGCGCGAGUGACGUGCGCGAGCGUCGACCCGCAGCGAAGGCACGAAGCAAAUCAGGCCGAACGAUCUGGUCGGGCUGAGGUUCCGAUCAUCAAGAUGACGCCAUUCCGCUGGAAACCGCGGUGA
This is a messenger RNA of Peronospora matthiolae, 192 nucleotides long. The record is from the annotation of a GenBank genome assembly. NCBI's taxonomy places the organism in Eukaryota, Oomycota, Peronosporomycetes, Peronosporales, Peronosporaceae.